This is a messenger RNA of Ogataea angusta, 1392 nucleotides long. RefSeq lists its product as uncharacterized. Gene Ontology annotation, biological process: cellular response to oxidative stress; cell redox homeostasis; glutathione metabolic process. The record is from RefSeq and is a predicted model, not a curated record. Gene Ontology annotation, cellular component: mitochondrion; cytosol. Lineage: Eukaryota; Fungi; Ascomycota; Pichiomycetes; Pichiales; Pichiaceae. The transcript has a single exon. Gene Ontology annotation, molecular function: flavin adenine dinucleotide binding; NADP binding; glutathione-disulfide reductase (NADPH) activity. Bases 1 to 1392 code for a protein of 463 amino acids.
AUGCGUUCUCAUUAUCAGUACUUAGUCAUUGGAGGAGGUUCUGGAGGUGUUGCCUCAGCCAGAAGAGCCGCCAAACAUGGAGCCUCAACCCUGCUUAUUGAAUCCAAGCAAAUGGGAGGUACCUGCGUCAACGUUGGGUGUGUUCCAAAGAAAGUGAUGUGGUACGCCUCCGACAUGGCUGCGAAGAUCAGGCUCGCCAAGGACUACGGUUUUGAGGGCGUUGACGCUUCGCUCGCGGACAGCUUCAAUUGGGCGGGUUUCAAGGCGAAAAGAGAUGCCUACAUCAAGAGACUCAAUGGGAUUUACGAGCGCAACUUGACCAAGGAAGGUGUGGACUAUUUGUUUGGGUUCGCAAGGUUCACCGAUGACGGCAAGGUCGAGGUCGUCCACAACGAGGACAAAUCAAAGGUGUCCACGUUCACGGCCGACCACAUUCUGAUUGCUACCGGAGGCACUCCUGUCUUCCCAAGCAAAAUCCCAGGCUAUGAACUCGGCAUUUCCUCGGAUGGAUUCUUCGAGCUGGAGACACAGCCAAAGAGAGUCGCCGUGGUGGGAGCCGGAUACAUCGGUGUGGAGCUUGCUGGAGUUUUCAACGGUCUAGGCUCAGAAACUCACUUGAUCAUCAGGGGUGACACUGUUCUGCGUAAAUUCGACACUAUCAUCCAGAACACGGUCACCGACCAUUACGUCAAGGAGGGAAUCCACGUUCACAAGCAGUCGCAGGUGACGAAGAUUGAGAAGCUCGAAGACGGUUCCAAGAAGGUCACCUUGAACGACGAGUCGAGCAUCGUUGUUGACGAGCUGGUCUGGACCAUUGGCAGAAAGUCGCUCAUCAAUCUGGACGUGCACAAGAUUGGCCUCAAGCUCAACUCCAAGGAUCAGGUUAUUGUCAACGAGUACCAGGAAACCAACGUCAAAAACGUCUAUUCUCUGGGAGACGUUGUGGGCAAAGUUGAGCUGACUCCCGUGGCCAUUGCUACAGGCCGCAAGCUCUCAAACAGACUAUUUGGACCAGAGGUGUUCAGGGCACAGAAACAGGAUUUCGCCAACGUGCCUUCUGUCAUCUUCUCCCAUCCUGAAGCUGGCUCGAUUGGUCUCAGCGAGAAGGAUGCUAUUGAGAAGUACGGAGAGGACGACAUCAAGGUCUACCAGUCCAAGUUUACGUCGAUGUUCUACGCCAUGUCUGAGCACAAGUCUCCAACAGCAUACAAGCUCGUCUGUGUCAAGAGCCAGAACGAGAAGGUUGUUGGACUGCACAUUGUUGGAGACGCAUCUUCCGAGAUUCUCCAAGGAUUCGGCGUGGCUAUCAAGAUGGGAGCAACCAAGGCCAACUUUGACGACUGCGUGGCUAUUCACCCAACCUCCGCAGAGGAACUUGUUACCAUGGUUUAA